This is a messenger RNA of Gadus chalcogrammus (walleye pollock), 1519 nucleotides long. RefSeq names its product RNA-binding protein 44-like. The coding region runs from base 57 to 1061 and encodes 334 amino acids. The record is from RefSeq and is a predicted model, not a curated record. Gene Ontology annotation, molecular function: RNA binding. The transcript has 8 exons. NCBI's taxonomy places the organism in Eukaryota, Metazoa, Chordata, Actinopteri, Gadiformes, Gadidae.
UUGGUGAUGCUUUGGAGGAUGUCGCGACAAGCUCUCGGCCACUGGAGGGAUGGGACAUGGAAAUGCCUGGAGGGAAAGAAUGUCCCCUGUUUCGAAAGAGUGAAGACCCAAAGGAGGCUAAGAGACAGAAUGCCCCAGUGGCUCACUCCACGGUGAAGCGUAGAAGAGCGGUUUCCCAAAUGCUCAAGCACAGUGGGAAAGACAACAAGCAGACGGUGGAUCGUGUGACUGAGGUAGUGGCCGUGGAGUCUCAAAUGGAGGGGGAAUCUACUGAGUUGAGCACCGGCGAGGUGUGGUACGAUGCUAAGGAGGACCUGGAACCCGCCGUCGUUAUGGUGCCGACCGGACAGGGAGACACCCAUUCAGGGAGUGACGAAGAGAUAAUAGAAGGCUUGCCUAAGAAGGUGGAGGAACAGGGGAGCUCAUUGGUCAUCUCUGGACUCCCCAAGGAUGUGACUGAGAGCGAUGUGAUGCAGUGGUUUGAAAAGGACCACGUUUCUGAUGUCAGAUUCUUCAUUUUCAGCAACCAUCUAACAGUUGCCAUGGUGACCAUAAAGGGCCCUUUGGCUGCUGAGUUUGCCGUUGGGAAGAUGAAUGGCGUCUGCGUGCCGGGCUCCACUUUACAUGUGGAGCACAUCAGACCGGUUACCGAGAGCUUGAGUCCAGCCCUGCAGAUCCCCAUCGCCUCCAGCAAGGUACCAGAGGAGACAGGUGGUGCAACGAAACCCAGUGCCAACAAAACCCACUCCAGCCUCACUGUGGGAAAGGUGCCCGGCCCAGACAAGCAUAAGGUCCUGAGCGACUCGCCCACGGCGGAGGGCACCUGCGUGCCGCAGCACCACGCCUCCAUGGGCAGCUUCGACAAGCUGAUGGUCGCGCUGAAGGAGCGCCACCCGGAGGCUGGGAGGCUUGCCAUAGUGGGCGCUCUGCAGGAGAUGAAGACGCGCCACCGGGGCAGCCUCAGCGGCCUGCCGCUCAGUAGCAUUGUGGAGAUGGCGUCCAAGCAGCUCGCUGCUACGUCUUCUUCCGGCGCCACAGCAGCCAGUGGAGGGAGUAGGUGAUCACCACAGCAACCUCAAGAGGUAGUUUUGGGGGGGCGUGGCAGCGCCUGAAGGGAUAGUUGAGGCGUCGCGGCACCCUGCGGAUCCCUCAAGUUUUUGAUAAAUACAUUUUUGUUUAUGUUUAUAUAUAUUAAGGCCUAUAUAUGUUCGUUUUGUUUGGAAGGUUGUUCCCUAGGUUGUUCCACUGCUCCAUAGGUUGUUUAUGGAGCGGUGAUUUGUUUGUUUAUGAAGAAGUUAAUUGUUUGACCGGAAUGGUUGAGUUUAUUGUUUUUUUUGUAUUAGACAUUGUUUUUCUUUUGUGCCUUCCUUAUGUCUUUACUUACUUAUCCUUUCUUUCUAAUAUGCUCAAUUUGUAUAGGCACCAAAGCUGUGUUCAUAAGUUAGUAUUCUUUGAACUUAUGGGUGUUUGAAUACCAUAGAAUGUUAGUCAUGUGGUUAUUCAUCAAUAAAAAAAUAUA